Molecule: messenger RNA, 567 nt
Organism: Caenorhabditis briggsae
Lineage: Eukaryota; Metazoa; Nematoda; Chromadorea; Rhabditida; Rhabditidae
Exons: 6
Source: RefSeq, a predicted model, not a curated record
AGGAAACCCCAGAACUUCAAUUCACCAGGUUACUGUAGGGAUACUGUAGAUUUCCAAAAAUUCAGAAAUUUCAGAAAACUUUCCAAGACACCCAGUGUUCAAGAGUACAAAGUGAAGAGACAAUCCGAGCGAUCGCCAAGUUUCAUUUCAUCUCACGCUUCAUCUCAAAAGUCGGAAAGAAGUCCAUCAGAAGUCAGGAUUCCGGUUACGGUAGCCCAUGGACAACAAAAUAGACCCAUUGAAAAACGUCAAAGUCCAGAGGAGCUGGAUUACGGUAGAUUCCCAGAGAACCGAAAUGUCAAGGAUCUACCGUAUACCCGAGGAGUUUCCAAAACUCUAAGUGACAAAACAGAGCGGUACAGUAAUCCUACAGUAGGCCCUAAAAACGUCCAUAUCCCAUACAUUAGCCCGGAAAAUGAGAGGUCAGAGGGGACGCCUGAACUACAGUAUACCCGAGGAAUUUCCAAGACGCCAAGUGAUAAGGACUACAAAAGAGAGAAGAGUCCAUCUUCUACGGUUCAUAUUCUAUACAAUAAUCCGGAAAAAGAGAGGUACGGUAGUUUUUGA